UUGAGGAGUCCACCCAGAAGCUGGAGCCCAUGUGCCAGGGAGUCAUGGAGACGUUCAGGCUGGCCAACCAACCCACCCUCAAGAUUUUGUACGUGUACCGCGGGUGUUGCAGAGCACAGGGCCCGACAGCCAUGGAGGCUUUGUUCCCGUCUUGGGUGGACAAUGGGAUGGUUGUGCGCUUGGACAUCUUCCACUGGCUCCAUCGGUUUGACGCAGCCAUACGUACAGAGUCUCACUCGAAGUACGCUGCGUUCAAGUCGGCUUUGACCGGUGCAGUGCUGGCCUACAGUCGCCCGGACCUGGAGCUGCUCAUCAAGGCUGUGAGAGCAAAGGACCCAGCCAGACUGAAUUCUGUGUCGGAUGAGGAUGUCGUCUGGCUCCUCAUUUCCAGGGAGCAGCUCAGGCACCACGUGCGCAGGGUCACACUCGGGGCUCAGGAAACAUUCCGGCACAUCCACCUGGCCAUCGAGCAGCUGAAAGGUCCUGCUGGGCUGGACGAGAGUGGCAUGAGCCUCUUCAAAACACCUGAGGCUCACUGCGCAGCAAGCCACUAUCAGGUUUACCUGAUAAGUGGGAUCGCAAGGUGGAACUCUGAUAGGAGCUCAGAUGCCGUGUUUUAUGGCAAAGCACGGCACUACAGGGUCUACUCUGCGCCACUUAUCGACCGCCUCAACACACGCUGUCAGCAGCUGUUUGGAGAGACCGUGGAGGAGAAUUUCCGGGCCCAUGCUGACGUGGCAUCAAAUGAGCUGCUCAGGUUGGAAUACCUGUUCCGCCAGAGCACGGGUGAAUCCUUCUGCCUCCGGGAUAUCAUCAACGAUGGGCCUGAUGAGGAGGAGGUGGUUUAGCCCGGGCAGCCCGAUCCACAGGCGGAGGUCGACGAAGCCUACCAGAGUGAUGUGGAGGCACCUGAUGACAGGGAUCUUCACACCACUCUGCCCCACAUCACUCUCACCAGUGAGGAAACCUCCACUGUUCACCCUCCGGCCUUUUGAGGAUGCCUGCAGUCCGAAUCCUCUUCCUGGGUUCAAGAAGUUGGAGGACUUCUGUUCAGCGUUGAUGGAGAUUGUUCUGGCAGAAGAAAACAAAUUGUCACUCACCACGGAGCAGAGGAACAAUAUCCUGCAGUCGUGGAACGCCGUGGAUGAGCUCGACAAACAGCCACUGAGGUUCAACCAGCUGUACAGAACACACUGGGGCAACACCCUCUACUGCAGGACGAAGAGGGAUGAUCUUGCUGAUGCUGCUAUGAUUCAAAAGGUCAAGAUUGCCAAGAGGUAAGCACCGGCUGAGCAAGACAUCAACCCCCAGGUGAACCGGCUCAAGUACACGCUGGUCAAGCUUCUGUGGCUCAACUCACCUCAGGGGUCGCACAGUGGUCCGGAGAAGAGCAGAAUCCUUCGGUUGUAUGAAAAGGUCCAGCACCGGAUUUUGGUGGAGGAUCCUGUCCUGUCUAAGGUGAGCAUUCCUCUGCCCAAAAUCAACACCAAAACGGUGCAAGACUUCAUCCGUCACCAAGACAGACUGCUCAACCUCCAUUCAACCACACAGCCGUCCACCUUCACCAAAACCACCUCCAUUUCAGCUGCAGAGCUGCCUCCAGCCCCACACCAACCAGCCGUCCUCCCUCCACCAGACUACCCUGUGAUGGCGUAUGAGCCAACACCCAGCAGAGCGGGGACCAAGGUGUUGAAGGGAAGGACGGACAUACCACUGGCCAUCAAACAGCCUCCACCACCACCAACUGUGCGACUCCCCCCAGCAAAAACAAGUCCUGCCCCUUCCACCAUCACCAGACCUGAGCCCACACCCUCAACACCCACAGCUGUUGCUGAGCCUUCUGCUCCUCCCACCAUACCUGCAGCUCCGUCAACUUCGGGGCCUGCCGUUCCCCCUUCCUCAGCGCUGCCUGCUCUGCCCACAAGUCCCACCACUGCCACCUGGGCGAGAUAAUAAAUAUAAAAAAAUAAAAAUAAUAGCUUACAUUGUGAUAUACAUUAUUUGAAAUGUGCUUGACGUGACAACAUUCAUAUACAAUCCACUGCAUCCCUGUCAUACACUGAUUUUACCACUAGAGUGUGCCAAUAAUCCACUACCCCUGUCAUAUUCUGCUUUUACCAUCUGGAGGAGCCACUCCCCCACAUUGCUUUUGUCAUUACAUUACAUUACACUUUUUCUUGCUCUCUCCAUCUGUAGACUUUGGGCCAAUCGCGUCUGGGUAUAUUUGCACUUCAAUACACCUGAUUCAUACACAGAGAGACAGGAUGUGCUCCUGCAGGUGUGCAAUCCACCGCUCUUGCACAGACAGAGGUCCAUGAAACACCUUUUCACAUAACCUAAACAACAGCAAGAGGAACAGAGUUAUCUUUGAAGCAAUUUCUAGGUAAAACAAUUUCUCAAUGCUGUUAUUAAUCCACAGAGUUAAUAAGGUUAAUAUCUGAGUAUGAACAAAGAAUUAGGGGGGGGUUUACUGAGAAUGGAUUGCAGCCCUUUUUUUAACAAAGUGUAGCGCAUUAUUAGCCCCUGCUCUCCGUUCCAUCUAUUUUUCUAAUUAAGAUCAAUUGGCUAUUCCAACUACAGAUCAUGCUCAAAAAACUCAAAGAACUGACCUACUGCAACUUAUGGAUUUAAAAACAGUGUAUAACUGUUUAUUUGUUCAGUAAAAACAAGAAUCAACAACAAACACAACAAACACUUACACUUUGUAGAAAAUGACAAACUUUAAAUAACAGAAAAUACAAACUAGGAAUAAAAUAUAUUAAUGAUAAUUAAAAAAAACCAGUGUUUCAACUGGUGCAUUUUGGGCUUUUUUGGCUACUCAGGAAAUACAAAAACACUUGUUUUUAUGUUCUGAGCUACUGUAGAAACAUGGUGGCUUCUGUGGAAGAGGACCCACUCCUUUGUAGAUAUAAAAGUCUCACUAUAAGUUAACAAAAUUAAUUAUCUUUAUAUUUAGCUGAUUAAACACUAAUUUAAACACACUUGGGAUUAAUAUCCUAUUUCUACUAAGUCUGUUGUCUCUCAGUGCCGAUAAACUCCUUACACUUUAACUCUAAUACACUCUUAUCACACACUUUGUACAUAUGAACAUCCAAAAAUAUUUACAUUUGGAUUUUUACACUGCUCAAGCAAAACCUUAAUUACUGUGCAGAGGAGGCAGUAGAUCCCAGGACGCAUCGCUUCAGACUCUCCACACCAGGAGUGAACUCAGACUUUUUUUUCCUCUUCUUUUUGUUGAGCUGAACUUUCCUAUUAUCAGCCUGUCCUGUUGCCUGGCUUUAUUAAGACAUUUAUUUUUGAAUCAUUGCCUUUGUGGGGUCUUAUUUUCAACUAAAUGUUAAAGCCCCCUAACCAACUGUCCUUCCUCUGGAGUAGUACCAGGCUGCAUGGCGGCACAACGAAGAGUUGACUGCAGGCUGCAUGGCGGCAGAGGCUGAGGUGACUGCAGGCUGCAUGGCGGCAGAGGCUGAGGUGACUAAGCCGGAACAUCCAUUCAUGGGGACAUGCUCACCCAUGGCUUGAUGCUUUUUUGAUGCCAUCUGUGAUUUAAAUCAACAAUAAAAUUAUGACAAUGUA
Messenger RNA from Notolabrus celidotus (New Zealand spotty), 3576 nucleotides. RefSeq lists its product as uncharacterized. The record is from RefSeq and is a predicted model, not a curated record. The coding region runs from base 30 to 848 and encodes 272 amino acids. Lineage: Eukaryota; Metazoa; Chordata; Actinopteri; Labriformes; Labridae. The transcript is spliced from 3 exons.